GACUUUUUUGCCAAUUCACAGAUGAGAGUAAGAUAACCUGAAACCAGUUUUCUGAGGGCAGUGUGGAGAACUGCCAGAGUCAGCAGACCAAUGAAAGAGGCAGUGGGAAGUCUUUCAACUUUACAAAGCUACAGUCAGUUCACCAUGGUGUCUUGAGGAGGAGUAAGAUUUCUAAUCAGAGGAUUUCACUGAUUUUACUCCGAUGAUGGACUUGUUUUAGACCGUGGGAUCAACGAAACGGGAGAUAUUAAAGAGUGACGACAUUACUUCAAGUUCUUUUUACGUUUCUGAUCCUUGGUGAUUUUACAGUCUGAAGAUGGCAGAACGGUAUCCCUGGUGGAAGUCUUUAACUGGCAGAAAGAAAAACAACAUCCUGAAAGAGACUGUUGUUCAGCAGGAGGCAGAUAAUGGAGAAGUCAAGCCUUCUGCUAAACAAGGCACUGAAAGCCAAAACAACUCCAACCUGAUCAGCCACGAGACUUACGAUGACUCGCAGCUCGAGCCAGUGUUCAACGAGAACACCUGCCGGAGGAAUCUGAGGGUAUCUCGCUCUGGCAGGUUUAAGGAGAAGAGGAGAGUGAGGGGGACUUUACCGGCCAGCGGCGGCUUUUACGAGACCAACACACCACAAGCUGUGGCCAAGUAGCUCUGAAUAACUGAGAUCUCCAUAAUGAAGAAGAACUGGACCAGAGAGCCAGACUCCAGCCUAGUGCUGAGCGGUGUGGACCAGCCUUGUGGUGGUCUCUACACCAGUUAAGUAGCAUAUUGACCAAGUUCGGUAUUAGGUAACAUGUUCUAAUUGUAUGAUAUUCAUUUUGUAAAUUCAAUUAUUUGUGUAGAAAGUAAUUAGUUUGAACCAGUUACCUUUCUAGUGUAAACACUACAAUACCCAUAAUGCACAUGUUCACAACUCUCAGCAGGCUGGUGACAAAACAACAGGUAGGCCAAUGGGCAAUAUUAUCAUGAUAUAUCAUUUUUAUUGUUUUUUUUAGAUCUUCAAUUCUAGAGAGUUUGUGCAAAUUCUAGAGAGUAAAUGCAAAAAAAGAACGUUUUAUUCCUCUGGUAGUGACAGAUAAUGGCAGUAUGUGUUGUCUAAACUAUGAAAAGGACUGUAAAUUAUAAAUAUUUAUGAUAAACAUGAAUGUUUUACCUAAGCAUAUUAUAAAAA
Messenger RNA from Astyanax mexicanus (Mexican tetra), 1168 nucleotides. RefSeq names its product proline-rich protein 15-like. The transcript is spliced from 3 exons. NCBI's taxonomy places the organism in Eukaryota, Metazoa, Chordata, Actinopteri, Characiformes, Acestrorhamphidae. The record is from RefSeq and is a predicted model, not a curated record. The coding region runs from base 317 to 646 and encodes 109 amino acids.